This is a messenger RNA of Sapajus apella (tufted capuchin), 2890 nucleotides long. RefSeq names its product protocadherin alpha-2-like. Gene Ontology annotation, biological process: homophilic cell-cell adhesion. NCBI's taxonomy places the organism in Eukaryota, Metazoa, Chordata, Mammalia, Primates, Cebidae. Gene Ontology annotation, molecular function: calcium ion binding. The record is from RefSeq and is a predicted model, not a curated record. Gene Ontology annotation, cellular component: plasma membrane.
UAAUGGGUAUAGAAUUUCUGUUUUCCAAGAUGAAAAAUUUAUAACAGUGUGAAUAUACUUAACAUUACUGAAAUGUACACUUAAUCAUAGUUAAUAUGGUAAUUUUUAUGUUGUGCGUUUUUACCAGAGUGAAAAAAGGUAAAAAGCUAAUAUAUUUUAGGGCUUAAAAUAGGUAUUUUUCCAAGAUGAAAGUUAUGAGUAAACUUAGACCAGAAAAUUGAAUAAUUUUAAAUCUACAGAAUAAACAGUAGAGCCACAUGAUGUCGCUGUCUACCAUAGAGUGUUCUCUAGGAAGGAAAAUACCCGGAGCCCCUUUGUUACUCCAGAGAAGCGGAGGAAUAAGGGAAGCAGCAGGACUUUAACAGGGAUUCGAAUAUUUAAAUUUUUGCAAAAGAUGCUCUUCUAAUUUGAUCAAAUCACUGAGGAUUGGCAAUGGCGUCUUCUAUCAGAAGGGCCCGAAAGGCCUGGACUCGGCUGCUCUGGCUUCUUCUCUUCGCAUUCUGGGAAAUGGGGAGCGGUCAGCUCCACUACUCCGUCUCCGAGGAGGCCAAACACGGCACCUUCGUGGGCCGCAUCGCGCAGGACCUGGGGCUGGAGCUGGCGGAGCUGGUGCCGCGCCUGUUCCGGGUGGCGUCCAAAACACACGGUGAUCUACUGGAGGUAAAUCUGCAGAAUGGCAUUUUGUUUGUGAAUUCUCGGAUCGACAGGGAGGAGCUGUGCGGGCGGAGCGCGGAGUGUAGCAUCCACCUGGAGGUGAUGGUGGACAGGCCGCUGCAGGUUUUCCACGUGGACGUGGAGGUUAAGGACAUUAACGACAACCCACCAGAAUUUCCAAUGACAGUAAAGACUAUCCGGUUUUUCGAAUCGAGGCUGAUUGAUUCUCGGUUUCCUCUAGAGGGAGCAUCUGAUGCAGAUAUAGGAGUAAACGCUCUUCUCUCCUACAAGCUCAGCUCCAGUGAGUUUUUCUUCCUAGAUAUACAGACAAAUGAUGAACUAAGCCAAUCUUUGUCUCUCGUCCUGGGGAAAUCGCUGGACAGAGAGGAAACUGCCGAGAUUAAUUUGUUACUGGUGGCUACUGAUGGGGGAAAACCUGAGCUCACGGGCACCGUUGAAAUACUUAUUAAGGUAUUAGAUGUAAAUGACAAUGAACCAACUUUUGCCCAAUCAGUUUACAAAGUAAAAUUGUUAGAGAAUACUGCAAAUGGGACCUUAGUAGUUAAAUUAAACGCUUCUGAUGCAGAUGAAGGAUCAAACAGCGAGAUUGUGUAUUCACUCAGUAGUGAUGUGUCCUCCACUACACAGACUAAGUUUAAAAUAGAUCCCAGCUCAGGGGAAAUCAGAACUAAGGGAAAAUUAGAUUAUGAAGAAUCAAAAUCCUACGAGAUUCAGGUCACUGCAACUGACAAAGGAACCCCGUCAAUGUCGGGACAUUGUAAAAUUUUAUUAAAACUUGUGGACAUCAAUGAUAACACACCGGAAGUCUCAAUAACGUCUCUCUCACUUCCCAUCUCAGAGAACGCUUCCCUGGGCACUGUCAUUGCUCUAAUCACCGUGUCGGAUCGCGACUCUGGCACUAAUGGACAUGUCACCUGCUCCCUGACGCCACACGUCCCAUUCAAGCUGGUGUCCACCUUCAAGAAUUACUACUCGUUGGUGCUGGACAGCGCCCUGGACCGCGAGAGCGUGUCAGCCUAUGAGCUGGUGGUGACCGCGCGAGACGGGGGCUCGCCUUCGCUGUGGGCCACGGCCAGCGUGUCCGUGGAGGUGGCCGACGUGAAUGACAACGCGCCGGCGUUCGAGCAGCCCGAGUACACGGUUUUCGUGAAGGAGAACAACCCGCCGGGCUGCCACAUCUUCACUGUGUCGGCGCGGGACGCGGACGCUCAGGAGAACGCGCUGGUGUCCUACUCGCUGGUGGAGCGGCGGGUGGGCGAUCGCGCGCUGUCGAGCUACGUGUCGGUGCACGCGGAGAGCGGCAAGGUGUACGCGCUGCAGCCGCUGGACCACGAGGAGCUGGAGCUGCUGCAGUUCCAGGUGAGCGCGCGCGACGCGGGCGUGCCGCCUCUGGGCAGCAACGUGACGCUGCAGGUGUUCGUGCUGGACGAGAAUGAUAACGCACCGGAACUGCUGGCGCCUAGGGCUGGCACCGCUGCCGGCGCGGUGAGCGAGGUAGUGCCGUGGUCAGUGGGUGCUGGCCACGUGGUGGCGAAGGUGAGGGCAGUGGAUGCUGACUCAGGCUACAACGCGUGGCUUUCCUACGAGCUGCAGCUGGGGACUGGCAGCAUGCGCAUUCCGUUCCGUGUGGGGCCGUACACGGGAGAGAUCAGCACAACACGUGCCCUAGAGGAGGCAGAUUUGCCUCGCCACCGCCUACUCGUGCUGGUCAAGGACCACGGUGAGCCGGCGCUAACAGCCACGGCCACGGUGCUGGUGUCGUUGGUGGAAAGUGGCCAGGCACCCAAAGUCUCGUCGCGGGCGUGGGUGGGCGCCGCGGGCUCAGAGGCUGCGCUAGUGGAUGUCAACGUGUACCUGAUCAUCGCUAUCUGCUCGAUAUCCAGCCUUUUGGUGCUCACGCUGCUGCUGUACACAGCGCUGCGGUGCUCGGUGCCGCCCAACGAGGGUGCGUGCGCGCCGGGAAAGCCCAAGUUGGUGUGCUCCAGCGCCGUGGGGAGCUGGUCUUACUCGCAGCAGAGGCGGCAGAGGUGUGCUCUGGGGAGGACCCGCCCAAGACUGACCUCAUGGCCUUCAGCCCCAGCUUAUCUCAAGGUCCAGACUCCACAGAAGAGAGACAGCUCUCAGAAUCAGAAUAUGUAGGAAAGCCACGACAGCCCAAUCCUGACUGGCGUUACUCUGCCUCCCUGAGAGCAGGCAUGCACAGCUCUGUGCACCU